GCCGGACCCGGCGCCGCGGGGAGAGAGGGGGCAGCGCCCGGCCCUGUGGGGAGAGGCAGGAUCCUGACCCCGCAGCCUGAGAACGGCCGCCCCCAGCUCCAUGAAUGGAAAUCGGCAGCGCAGGACCCAUCGGGGCACAGCCCCUUCUUAUGGUGCCCAGACGUCCCGGCUAUGGCACCAUGGGCAAACCUAUUAAAUUGCUGGCCAACUGCUUCCAAGUUGAAAUCCCAAAGAUUGAUGUCUACCUCUAUGAGGUGGAUAUUAAACCAGAUAAGUGUCCUCGCAGGGUGAACAGGGAGGUGGUGGAUUCCAUGGUGCAGCAUUUUAAAGUGACAAUAUUUGGGGACCGUAGACCAGUUUAUGAUGGGAAGAGAAGCCUUUAUACUGCCAAUCCACUCCCUGUAGCAACCACUGGGGUAGAUUUGGAUGUAACAUUACCAGGAGAAGGUGGAAAAGAUCGUCCCUUCAAGGUGUCAAUAAAGUUUGUUUCUCGGGUGAGCUGGCACUUGCUGCAUGAAGUUUUGACAGGAAGAACCUUGCCUGAGCCUCUGGAACUAGACAAACCAAUCAGCACUAACCCUGUUCAUGCUGUCGAUGUGGUGCUACGACACCUACCCUCCAUGAAGUAUACCCCUGUGGGCCGCUCCUUUUUCUCAGCUCCAGAGGGCUAUGAUCACCCUUUGGGAGGGGGCAGGGAAGUAUGGUUUGGAUUCCAUCAGUCUGUUCGGCCUGCCAUGUGGAAAAUGAUGCUUAAUAUUGAUGUUUCUGCCACUGCCUUCUACAAAGCACAACCUGUAAUUCAGUUCAUGUGUGAAGUUCUCGACAUUCAUAACAUUGAUGAACAACCGAGACCUCUGACUGAUUCUCAUCGGGUAAAAUUCACCAAAGAGAUAAAGGAAUGCAGCAUGUCUAACUGUACAGUGAGCAGCUGUCACUCUACUUCACCAACACAUCUCAGUCAUUGUAAUAGAAAUAGCCACUGUAAGAAAACACUGCAAGGUCUGAAGGUUGAAGUGACUCACUGUGGAACAAUGAGACGGAAAUACCGUGUUUGUAAUGUAACAAGGAGACCUGCCAGUCAUCAAACCUUCCCUUUACAGUUAGAAAAUGGCCAGACAGUUGAGAGAACAGUAGCACAGUACUUCAGAGAGAAGUAUAACCUCCAGCUGAAAUAUCCUCAUCUUCCUUGUCUACAAGUGGGACAGGAGCAGAAACAUACCUACCUGCCUCUAGAAGUAUGUAACAUUGUGGCAGGCCAGCGAUGUAUCAAGAAGCUAACAGACAAUCAGACAUCAACUAUGAUAAAAGCAACAGCAAGAUCUGCCCCAGAUAGACAAGAGGAAAUUAGCAGAUUGGUAAGAAGUGCAAAUUAUGAUGCAGAUCCAUUUGUUCAAGAGUUUCAGUUUAAAGUUCGAGAUGAGAUGGCCCAUGUGACAGGGCGCGUGCUUCCAGCUCCAAUGUUGCAGUAUGGAGGACGGAAUCGAACAGUGGCAACCCCAAGCCAUGGCGUAUGGGAUAUGCGAGGGAAACAGUUUCACACUGGUGUUGAGAUCAAAAUGUGGGCCAUAGCUUGCUUUGCAACGCAGAGACAAUGCAGAGAAGAAAUACUGAAGGGUUUCACAGACCAGCUACGCAAGAUUUCUAAGGAUGCAGGAAUGCCAAUCCAAGGCCAGCCAUGUUUUUGCAAAUAUGCACAGGGUGCGGACAGCGUGGAGCCAAUGUUCCGACACCUUAAAAAUACCUAUUCAGGACUCCAGCUCAUCAUUGUCAUCCUGCCAGGGAAAACACCUGUGUAUGCGGAGGUGAAACGUGUGGGAGAUACGCUGUUGGGGAUGGCCACGCAGUGCGUUCAAGUCAAGAAUGUCAUAAAAACAUCUCCUCAGACUCUCUCAAACCUGUGCCUAAAGAUUAAUGUUAAAUUAGGAGGAAUCAACAACAUUCUUGUACCUCAUCAACGACCUUCUGUGUUCCAACAACCAGUGAUCUUCUUGGGAGCAGAUGUCACUCACCCACCUGCUGGGGAUGGAAAGAAGCCAUCCAUUGCUGCUGUUGUAGGUAGUAUGGAUGCUCAUCCAAGCAGGUAUUGUGCCACAGUGAGAGUUCAAAGGCCUCGGCAGGAGAUUAUCCAAGAUUUGGCCUCUAUGGUAAGAGAACUUCUCAUCCAGUUCUACAAGUCAACGCGAUUCAAGCCCACACGUAUCAUCUUCUACAGGGAUGGGGUUUCUGAAGGACAGUUUCGACAGGUGUUGUAUUAUGAGCUGCUGGCAAUUAGAGAGGCCUGCAUCAGUCUGGAGAAAGAUUACCAGCCAGGAAUAACCUACAUCGUAGUACAGAAACGACACCACACACGAUUGUUCUGUGCGGACAGAACUGAAAGGGUUGGAAGAAGUGGCAACAUUCCAGCUGGAACAACUGUAGAUACAGAUAUUACACACCCAUACGAGUUUGAUUUUUACCUCUGUAGCCAUGCUGGAAUACAGGGUACCAGCCGUCCCUCACACUAUCAUGUUUUGUGGGAUGAUAACUGUUUUACUGCAGAUGAACUUCAGCUGCUGACUUACCAGCUCUGCCACACAUAUGUGCGUUGCACACGAUCUGUUUCUAUACCUGCACCAGCGUAUUAUGCUCACCUGGUAGCAUUCAGAGCACGAUACCAUCUUGUGGACAAAGAACAUGACAGUGCUGAAGGAAGCCAUGUUUCAGGACAAAGCAAUGGGAGAGACCCACAGGCCCUUGCUAAGGCUGUACAGAUUCACCAAGACACCUUACGCACCAUGUACUUCGCUUAAAUAAAUCAAUAAAAUCGGAGCAUACUCACUGAAAGGAAGAACUGAAAAAUUAAGCCACAUACAAUGUAUGUUUCCGGUAGGGUCAGUUUAUGAGGUGCUCCUCCGAUCACGCUGAAGCCGACACUGUGCAGGGGCAAGGGGCUAAUCCUUAAAUUGACACAUGAAGGAUUGUUUACUUCGUUGAGGAACACAGCACUAUUAUGCAAUAUGAAACCAGCCAACUGCUUUUUUGGGGCGAUCUUCUGUAGGAAGUGCCGUCGUCAUCAGUUACUUUUUUUUGUUUCUUGUAGCCUAACCCUUUUAUGCCUUUACCUCAAGUUGCUCGGCAGCACAACUAUCUUUGCAAAAAAAAGUUAAUGAUGUAGUUUAAAAAAAAACACAACCUAUGGAACAAUCACAAUGAUUGUUGAGGGGGGAAGUGUGCAAAAAAAUAGCCUUUUUCUCUUUACCCCAAUGCAUUGAGGAGGCUUUCUCUCAAUAUUGCCAUCAGCAUUUGAAUGGGAACAUAUCCAAGUACAUUUCAGUGUACAGAACUAAUUAGAAAAAAUUAGGGGAAGGGUUUUGCACACAUUAGUCCAUUAAUCUAAACAUAAUUUAGCCAACUGCUGCCUUUGUGUCUUUCUUCACGGUUUGGAGUCCUCAACUCCAGUAGUUCCCUUUGAGAAAGCUGGUAGUGCAGCAGUAGUGAUCCACACUCCUCUUGCUCUCUGGUGAGUUUACUAAAGCUGCUGUUUUACCUUAUCCAGAAGUUUCAACUAAUUCUCUAUCUGGCAAGUCGUAAAUAUAUUUUGAGCUUCGUGCAAGAUCAGAUGUUCCUGGUUAUACGUAGUAAACACCAGAAACGAAACUUUAGAGUUGAGGUCUUUAUUUGCUAGUUUACUUGCUGCCUCUCACACCUUAAUGUGAUUUCAUAUAUAUAUGUGUGUUUUUGAAGUUUAGCUUCUUUUUCUUAUAUUUAUUAGAAUAAUAAUGCUUUAAUUUAAUUAUUACAGAACAUAUGGGCAACAUCAAUUUGUAUUUUUAGAAAUGUAACCAUGUUUAUUUUAAAAAACAAACAAACUGACAACUUGUUUUUGCUAUCUUUUAGUGCAAUAAGCCGUUCUAAAGGAAAAAUGUGUCCGUAUUAAAGCGGUGUUUGUACCACUAAGUGUGGGAGAAUGGACACCUCCACAAUUUUCAAAGGACAAAGUAAAAGCCUUAAUUUCAAAAGGAAAGUUUUAUAGUCAUCAGGAGUCAACCAUGGUCCUUUUCUAAAUCAAACCAGCUAAGAACAGCAAAACCUAUGCUUCUAGGAUUCUGCAAGCUUUAAUAUUGGCAAUCAAUGCAGUAUUUUGAUUUAACAAAGGAAUUGUGUACAUUUUGGGGUUAAGAGACUGAAGACUUUUCAUUGAAGAUCCAAGUUUUCAGAUGCUGUCCCUAACGUAGCUGACAUUAAUCAUAAAAAUGUCUUAAGAAGUUAAUGAAGUUCUUAAGCAUUUUUGCUUAUUUCAUUAUAAGUGGCUUUCCUUUUAAAAUUAAGGUGUCGGUGGCUUCAUUUCACUUUACAGAUAAAUUAAGAGGGCUGGGAUAAUUUUAACAAGUUAAAUCACUGAAAUGUGAAACAAAACAUUAAUGGGACUUUUUUUCAUUCCACUUUAAAGUUAAAACAAGUAUUUUAAAGAUGAUAGAGAUGAGCAUUUAUUCAGUACAUCCGGGCAUCGGGGAGUUUUGCACUUUGUAACCUCGUGAACUGCAUUUUUGACUGUUUUAUUUGCACUGGUUCAUAGUAUAUAUGCAUAUAUAUAUACUGCAGAUUGUUUAUAUGGGCAUUGCUGUUAUCCCAGCCCUUCUGAACUCCACCUGCUCUUCACACGAAAACCAAUGGGUUGGUUUAAGUAUCUCAUUUGUCUCUUGUCAUUCUCAUGUAAUCCACUAUAUUUGCCAAUUUACUGUAUUUUGAGCCUAAAAUCUGAGCCCAUUUUGCUUCAACAGGCUUGCAUUUCCCCCCAUUUCUGCCAGAAAACUAAGUACUGUAUUUUGUGCAUUUGUACAUUGUAUUGAAAUGUAUGUAGUGCUGUUCACAACACUGUCUCAAAGCGCUUUACUAAAUAGUUGGUGUAUCUACAUAUGUAUUUUUCUCCCAGUAUCAAGAAACAUAAUGCAAAGAAACUAAUUUUUUGCAGAGUUAAAAUUGCACUGGAAAUAGUCAUGCAGGUAAGGCAGUGUACCUAGUGGCUCAGGAGAAAAGGGGACGAUUAUAACAGAUCUCUAUGUAGCCAACCAGCUCUUAGGAGUCUCCCUCAUUGUUAGUGGGAUUCUAUUCAUUCAUCAGUGGGACUACAGAUUCCUCACUGAAGUGUCCCAGUGUUCUCUGGCUGCUUCAUGCACUGAUCUUUCAGCUCCUUUGAAUAAACCUGCUGCAGGGAGGUCAAUAUAAUGAAACGAUUGGAGCAAGAUGGUUUCCAAACAAAUCUCUCCAUCUUUUAUUCUGUAACUUGUCAGUUUCCUCUUAGAAGAGCUCUAGCUAGUAGACCCUUUAUAAAAGGCCCAGGUUAGGCUUUUUACAUUAGAUUGAUUUUUUUAAAAUUGAAGGGGCUUUUUUAGAAAAACCUGCUUUACAAGGACUUUUUGUGAACUGGCAUUUUGAUGAAAAGCCCCUUUUUAAAAAAGAAAUAUUGCCUUUAACUCUUCUUUUUAAGACACUAUACAGUUUCCAGUCUGAUUUGAAAGUUUUACUUUCUUUGCUUGCUACUUCCACCAAAAACUUAAAAUAUAAGAAAAUCCAUUGGGGAAAUGGCUUCAAAAAUGUUUGCUCAGCAGGCCAGUGUAACUGGUUUUCAUGUGAAGAGAAGUUGGGAGUUUUAAUCUCUAUAUUCUUAGUUUUGCAAAUGUCUACAGAAGUGCCGAUACGUAUAUUUGUAUUACAAUAUCAAGUUACUGGCGUUGUGAGGGCCACACGUUUAUGAUACUGUAGCUGCUAUAUUUAUUUAAAUGGAGACGGACAAUUACUGCACUAGGAAAUGAGGAGAUGAGCAGGAACCAAGGCUUAGAGUUAGAUGCGGUAUCUCAUUUUUCAGAAGAAAAUUAACAGUGUGAAA
This is a messenger RNA of Gopherus flavomarginatus (Mexican gopher tortoise), 5866 nucleotides long. RefSeq names its product argonaute RISC catalytic component 3 (gene AGO3). Gene Ontology annotation, molecular function: RNA binding; protein binding. Bases 105 to 2789 code for a protein of 894 amino acids. The transcript has 20 exons. The record is from RefSeq and is a predicted model, not a curated record. NCBI's taxonomy places the organism in Eukaryota, Metazoa, Chordata, Testudines, Testudinidae. Gene Ontology annotation, biological process: regulatory ncRNA-mediated gene silencing; regulation of stem cell proliferation.